GUGUGUGUGUGUGUGUGUAUGUGAGAGAGUACGUUUAACGUCUUGCCUGUUAAGAAGAGGACGCAUUGCAUAUCAUAAUUGUUAUUUUUCUUUCAAUUUUUUUAGAUUUUUUUUUUUUUUUUUUUCAAGAUAAUUUUAUUGCCCAUAAUGCUAGUGUUAUACCGAUAAAUAUGAUAAUUAUUUAAAAUUUUCAAAUAUUUUAGUGUUUUUUUUUAUAUAUAUUUAUUUAUAUAUAUAUGUAUGUAUGUAUGUAAAUACAUAUAUUUGAGCAGUUAUUGGAAUAAGUCAGUGAUGAGAUUACAUUUGCGUUAAUUUUUUUGUGUCGAUUCUGUCUGGUUGUCGUGUGGCGUAAACACAAUUAAGACACGGCUACCCUUAUAUUUUUGUAUUUCUUUAUCACCGAUCAAUCAACGAUUGCGUUAAAAUAUACAAUUGCAAAUUUGAUUAUUAAUUAAUACUAUGGCUGAUACUGAAAUCAAGCAGACUAAAGAAUCUGAUUCAAGUAUUCAAAUUAAUGGUGAUAUAUGUGGAAAUCAAAAAUCUAUAAAGUUAAUAGACACAAAUGAUAAAAAUCAUGUAUCCAGUGAAAAUUCUAACAAAGUUUUAAUAGAAAGUGAAAAAAAAUUAUCAAAUAGUAAUAAUGAAAAUGAAAUUUGUAAAUCAAUUAAAGAUCUUGAAAACUAUGAAAAUAAAAAUAUUAGUAUCUGUAAAUCUGAUAGUAUGAGUAAAGAAUUUGAUAAUAAUUUAAACAAUUCGAGUAGUUUAGAAAAUGACACUCUUAAUGGUAUUGAAGAUUUAGAUAAAAACAAUGAUCAUAAUGAACAAAAUGAAACCAAUAGAUUUACAGAACAAACAAAUAAAGAUGAAGAACAAAUAAAAGAAGUAGAAGAUGUUACUGAUGAAAAUAAUGUACAUGAUCAAAAUGACACUGAAAUUAAAUCGGAUAGAAUAAAAAAAUCAUUGGAAGAUUCAAGUAUAAACCUUGAUAAAUCUGUUACUAUUGUUAAAGUAGCAGAUCCUUAUCAUUCAUCUGAUAAUAUUAGUAAGAAAAAAGUCAAAAGUUUACCAGAUAUUACAUUGACACCUCGUAGAAGUUCUCGAAAUAUUAACAAAUCUAAAAACUAUUUAGAUAAAGAAGAGGAAAAAAAAGAAGCAGUUAUAGAGGAUAGUGUUAGAGUAUCACCAUUGAAGUUACCUAUGAUAACAUCCACUAAACCUAUUGUUGUUAAUGACACUAAAAAGUUAGUAGAAAUUGCUGCUGGUACAAAACCUAAAAGUAAUAAAAAAGAACCAACUUUAGUUAUAAUAGAUACCAAUAUGCUUUCUGGAAGAAGUAAUUUACCUAUAUCAGUUUCAGUACAAUCUAGUACUCAGCAAAAUACAAUUAGUGUAUCUCAAAAUAAUCGACCAAUGCAAAAUACUGUUAAUCGUGUUCAACAACAACCGCAAACUACCAUUAAACCAUUUAUUCUUUCAACUCCUCAAACAUCACCUGUUCUUCCUAUUUCUCCAGCUGUUCCUAAAACUCCUGUUAUAUUACCAACUCUUACAGAUGAUAUGUUUGUUGUAGAAGCUCCAUCAUUUAUUGUGCCGUAUGUCUAUGAAAAACCUCCUAAAAAUCCUCUUAAAGAAUUUGUUGAAAAAAUUGAAAAAGAAUUGAAAGAAAAAAGUGAAAAUAACAAAGAGACAAAUGAUUUAAAUGGUAAAAAUAGUCUCUCAUCAAAUGACCAUGAACCAAUUGAAAAAACAAAUGAUAUCAAAGAUAAAGAGAGUAUUAAUUCAGUUGAAAGUGAAAAAAUGGAGGUUGAUGCUAAUUAUGGUACUAAAAAAGAUGAAAAAAAAGAAUCUAUCUCAAAUAAACAUGAUAUAUUGGAAAAAAAUUUUCAAGAGAAAAGUAAUGAGUCACAUGAGAAAAUGGAUAUAGAUGGUUCAGACACAGUGAAAACUAAUGAAGUUUCAACUAAAAACACGUUAUCAGAACCUGUAGAUGUUAAAAAAUGUGAUAGUAUAACAGAUCUCACUAUUGAAUCUGAUGAAAAAAAAUUGUCUGAUUCAAAAGAAAAAUCAAAGAAUCAACAAAGUCUUAACUAUUUUGAAAAUCCACUUGGUAAAUUUUUUAUGCAAAUAGGGGUAAAUCUUGUACAAGAACAUGUACAACUUGAUUUAUUAAGAACUCAAAGACGAAAAAGAGAUCGAGAAGGUGACACAUGUCCUGAAGAAGUACAUAUAGCAAUUAGUUCACUUAUAAAAACUUUAGAAUUUAGUAAAGAAAAUAACGAUCCAUUCCAAUUUAACAUGAAGAAAUGUGAACUUUGUAAUUUUAAAUCUGAAUCAAGUUUAGUGAUGGCUCAUCAUUUAGAAACACCCCAUAUGACUGCUAACUACUGUUAUAGAUGUAAUUUUUGUACUUUUCAAGUACGAAACCCUCAUGAAAUACUGCAACAUAUGGAUUCUCAUAACAUAAGAGGCCGCUUAGAAAGAGGGCCAGCCUUACAUCAAUGUCCAAGUUGCCCAUUUGAAGACAGUUAUAAGGGUAAACUUACCAGACAUUUGAUUUCUUGUACAAAAAAAUACCGUCCAGAAAUAAAUCAGUCACCUCCAUUAGAUUGGGAACCUCCUGCCAAAAUACCUAGAGUGUUAAGAAACAAACCAUCUAUGAGUCCUGGAAAUGCUGUAUAUCAAGCAGCAAUGUCUGGAUUUAAACAAUUUCCCAAUCCUAAUAUGUUACAGCUACAACAACAACAAUACAAUAAGAUGGUUUUAGCUUCUGGAGUGCGGGCUCGAAGUCGUGCCGUAUUACCAGGGCAACGAUUCCCUGGAAUGGUUUCUUCAUUUCCAACGCCUGCAUUACCUAAUCCAUCACCUGGUGGUAUCUUAUUGAGGAAUACAAGUAUUAAACCAAUAAAUCAACCUAUGAUAGUUCCCACACCUUAUUCACUUAACAACCACACAUAUCAAACAAAUUCAAGUACUAAUAAAUCAGUGCAACAACCUAGUAUAUCAAUUACUCCAUUGCCACGAUCAUUUCCAUCUAAUAAUACACAAAUAACUUCUUCUUCAAUAUCAAAAGUUAGAUCACAACAAUCAAAUCAAUCAUCAUCUGUCAAUAGUGGAAAUAAACCAACUUUUGUCAUUUGUGAAAUAUGUGAUGGUUACAUAAAAGAUUUAGAACAAUUACGUAAUCAUAUGCAAUGGAUUCACAAAGUUAAAAUACAUCCAAAAAUGAUUUAUAAUAGACCACCUCUUAAUUGUCAAAAGUGUCAGUUUAGAUUCUUUACUGAUCAAGGAUUAGAAAGACAUUUACUUGGAUCACAUGGUUUGGUUACUUCUAGUAUGCAAGAAGCAGCUAAUAAAGGAAAAGAUGGCGGAAGAUGUCCAGUUUGUGGUAGAGUGUAUCAAUGGAAAUUACUUAACCAUGUUAGUCGUGAUCACUCUAUGUCUUUGAAGCCUGCUCAUUUAUCAUAUAAAUGUACUGUAUGUACGGCAACAUUUGGGAUGUAUAAGCAGUUCGAAAAUCAUGUAUAUUCUGCCCAUAGUAACGUUGCUAAAAAUUCAAGUAAAAAAUCUCUUACUAAUCAAACUGCAACAUCCGCUUCUUCAUCUUCUCUUGUGUCGUCUACUCCAAAGCCCUUGAAAAUAAAUGACGAGAUAACAAUUAUUCCACAGCCUCCCAAGGCACAAAAUCUUUCUGUCAAAAAUAAUAAUAGUAAACCAGUUACUAUAGUUAGUAAGCAAAGCGCAACUCCUUCAGCUACUGCUAAGACCAAAGUGUAACAUAUAGAAUGAAUACGCUAAAUCUAUUUUUAAUUUGAAACAUUUGGGAAACAUCAGGGUUGUUGCUGUUCUCCCUAGUUUAAUGAUCUAGGAAGAGUAAAAUUAUUAAAUCUAAGGUGUGUAGCAAAAAAAAAAUACGGGUAAAAAAUUCUAUGUGAAUUAAAUUAUUUAUCUGAUAUAAUUUUUUAAAAUAAAAUUAUUGUUGAUAUUGUAACUAUGUUCUGUUUAACCCAUUAUGACUGUUUGUAAAUUAAAUAUACUUUACUCCCAAACAAUUAAAAUAUUUACAAAUUGUUAUAAAUAUUACUAAUUAGAAAUAAUUUUAUAAUGAUGUUAUUCUCCCAGAAUACUGUGUAUAUCCAUGACUGUAAAUAAUUUGUUUAUUUCUUAGUGGAGGUGUAUCUAUUUUUUGUAUAUCCAACAACAAUCAAUUACACAAAUUUAUUUUAAGUUGACCUCUUCCUUUAUUUAUUUUAAUUAUAUUUUUAUUAUUAUAUUAUUAUUUUUUUUUACUUUGCCCAAAGCACUUAUACUGUUUAUGUAAAUUAAAAAUCAUAUUAAAUUGAACUUACACAUAUUUCUAACGAUUAGUUUAAAAUUUAGUAAAAAUCAUUGUAAAUAUGCCUCUUAGGCCAUACUAUACUAUACUUCAUUGUACCAUACAAUAUAGAACGAGACUAUAUUCUUAA
Daktulosphaira vitifoliae (grape phylloxera) is the source of this 4463-nucleotide messenger RNA. It is a transcript of the gene MEP-1, whose product is annotated as MOG interacting and ectopic P-granules protein 1. Gene Ontology annotation, cellular component: nucleus. The transcript is spliced from 9 exons. The record is from RefSeq and is a predicted model, not a curated record. Lineage: Eukaryota; Metazoa; Arthropoda; Insecta; Hemiptera; Phylloxeridae. Gene Ontology annotation, biological process: regulation of gene expression. Bases 460 to 3774 code for a protein of 1104 amino acids.